AAACUAAAAUCUCAUCUACAGUCUAGUGACGGGCUUUCAUCGAAACACUCUGUCUCGAAGUAGAAGCAAAAAAUAAAAUGUCCAAGACAUCGUUGGUGAUUUUCUUAUGCCUAGCUGCAUUAGUGGGCCUAGCGAAGUGUGACCCAACAGCAACAACAACAAGCGCCACUGACACAGAGACAACAACAUAUGAACCCCAUAAGCGUGGCUACAUCAUUGGCAACAAUGUACCCCACUUGGAACCGGGUUGCGAAUACAAAUUCAAGUGCAAGGUUAAACUCCAGAAUGCCGAAAUACCCAAACCAUGUCUGAAAACUUGCGUCGAAAGUUGGAUCUGCAACAAACAGAAGAAAACCAUUCGCAAGGGAUUCUAUUGCGUGGAAUUCAAUGAGGAGCUCGUUGCCGAAGAAUACAAAGCCGAGAAAGAGGCUCAACACGUUAAGGCCAGUCCGGUGGCAAUGAUCGAUUUCCCCUGCCAACCUGGUUAUUUGCCCGAUAGUCGUGGUCGUUGUCGUGAAGUCUGGUAAAUCGAUUUAAUAAAUAUUUUUAAGUUUGUGGAAAAUGUGAUUUGAUUUGAACACCGAAUAUAUUUAUAUGUUUUUAAGACUAAAAA
This is a messenger RNA of Musca domestica (house fly), 613 nucleotides long. RefSeq lists its product as uncharacterized. The coding region runs from base 78 to 527 and encodes 149 amino acids. The transcript has a single exon. Lineage: Eukaryota; Metazoa; Arthropoda; Insecta; Diptera; Muscidae. The record is from RefSeq and is a predicted model, not a curated record.